This is a messenger RNA of Klebsormidium nitens, 2500 nucleotides long. Lineage: Eukaryota; Viridiplantae; Streptophyta; Klebsormidiophyceae; Klebsormidiales; Klebsormidiaceae. The record is from the annotation of a GenBank genome assembly.
AUGCAAAGGCAUGCUGGAGAAAUUCCUGCAGCCUGCAGGGAAGAAGGUUGGUCUCAGGCGCCUCUGAAGUUUGGUUCUUUGAAAAUUGCAUGGUGGCGCUAAGAUUAAAUUAGAUCCAAAGUAGACGACCUGUUCGUUGGCCAGCUUAGUACUUCACUUCUGAAUCUUAGCAAGUUUGUGGCGUCCUAGGUUAGAUUUGGAAAUCCUCUGGAGGCUGAUUCGAGGUGUCUUUUUGGGUAGGGUGCCAGUAUUAGAAGACCUAGAUCUUACUUCUGGAACACAUGUAAUUGACAAAGUCCAGCAAGGCUUGAAGUUGGGCUUCACAAGUUCAUAUGUCAGAGCACAAGUGUGUUGAAUUUUGGCCUUCAUCUGUGGGUCUACAAGGUUGAGAUCUCUGGCAGAUAUCCUAGACCCCCCAAGUCAGGGAAAACUAUAGGACAUGCGACUUCUUUGACCUUUCAGAUCGUGUGACUUUCUAGGUAGCCACAAACUUACCGGGCGGGCUUAGCUUGUUUCCCACCUUCCGCAUACAAUCACCUUUGCACGGUCUCUUUGUAGCCACUUGAUGGUGGGAUCUGCUUCAGUGCAAGCUGUUACUUCAGAGCGCUGAAGUAGCAGGCUUUUCAAGGCAGGCAUUCAACAAGACGGAGGCACUGAACUUCGAUACUUAGCUUCUCGAAGAGGUGUAGACAGGCUGAGCGGAGGGGAGUGUUUCACAAGAGCAAGCCCUAUAUCAAGCGGACACCAGAGAUCAGGCCCCCAGCAUUGCCCAUGUUUGGGGCACAGCCUCCUCUGCAAGGGUGGUUUGCAAGUUAGGGUUUGGUGGCUCGACAAUGAAGCUGAAGCUGUCGCCCAGCAUGCGGCGUAUCACGAUCACUGCACAGGAGGACUUCCAUCCGAUGGGCCUGAAAAGCGCCCCCGCCUGCUGUUCCUACAGCUGCGUGAUGGUCAGCCUUUUAGGGUUAGCGCUCAUCCUGCCUAUGCUCUUCAUCACCACGGCAAUUGUCAAGCUAGACAGCAUCGACAACUGUAUAGACGGAGAAUGUUACACGCGCGGAAGGAAGAUGUCCCCAACGGACCGAGCGGACGAGCUCGUUACCGGACUCCUAGAUGUUCCCGUUAGUGUCGGACGGCAACUCAACGAAGAGCGGACGGGCGUGGGGGGAGAUGCGGUUGUCGGGGAAAGAGAAGAGACGAUCGACGACCUGAUUGCGCAAGUUUCGGAGCUGAACGAUGACAGCGCGAGCGUGAUCCUGAAACUCCGAGCUUUGGUUGAGGUGCACGAAGGAAAAGCGCGCAUGGCCAAGCUGCAGCGUGCGCUGUACCGACACUUCGCCUCGAAAGGCGUCCCCAAGGGCCUGCACUGCCUCUCGCUGCGGUUAACGGCUGACUACAGCACCAACCCCGAAGCUAACCGCCCGCUUGCGGGGCCCGAGGAGAUAUCCCGGCUGACCGACAACUCGCUGCGCCACUUCGUGCUGCUGUCAGACAAUGUGCUGGCAACUAGUGUGGUGGUUAAUUCGACGGUGACAAAUGCCAAGGAGCCCGAGAAAGUCGUCUUCCACGUAGUAACGGACGAGACGACGUAUAGCGCGAUGCAUGCUUGGUUUGCCUUGUUCCCUCCGGAGCCGGCGACGAUCGAGGUGCGCGGCGUGCACGAGAUGCAGUGGCUGACUGCGGCGAAGGCGCCCGUGCUGGACCUGAUGGAAAACUCACUCGCGCUGCAAAAGCUCAACUACGGGGACCGGAUCUUAGAGGAGGCCGCGAACGAUCCACCGCAGGUGCUGGCCGCAAAGCUGCAGGCGCGCAGCCCCAAGUACAUCUCCAUCAUGAACCACUUGCGGAUGUACCUGCCCGAGGUGUUCCCCGAGCUGGACCGCAUCAUCUUCCUGGAUGAUGACGUCGUCGUGCAAAAGGACCUCACCGGCCUUUGGGAGAUGGACAUGCGCGGGAAGGUAAAUGCGGGCGUCGAAACCUGCCGGGGGGCCGACCGCUUCGCUCUCAGCAAGCAGUUCCGGUCGUACUUCAACUUCUCGAACCCCCUCAUUGCGGAGCACUUUGCGCCCGAGACGUGCGCCUGGGCGUUCGGCCUGAACGUGUUUGACCUCAAGCGCUGGCGGGAGUCCAACAUCACCGAGACGUAUCACCACUGGCAAAAACAGAACAUGAUGUUGAACAUGACGCUCUGGCGGCUCGGAACGCUUCCGCCCGCCCUGAUAGCGUUCUACGGUCACACCCUCCCGCUAGAUCAUAGUUGGCACAUGUUAGGUCUUGGGUAUCAGCCCGAUAGCAGUAUAGAGGUCAUUAAGUCGUCAGCGGUAAUCCACUACAACGGUCCUGCAAAGCCAUGGUUAGACAUGGCUUUCACGGAUUUUCGGUCGUAUUGGACUAGAUGGGUGGAUUACGGUAAUGAGUUCGUCCACCAAUGUAAUAUUUUCCAAAUGAGAUGAACAAAAUUAAGUAGUUCUGCACGCAACUUGCUUUUCCGCUGUCUCUUGAG